AAAUUUGAACAGAUUUGAAAUGUUGGUUAGUGGCUGUUAUUCUGAAUUUAGCAUCAAAGAAUUCAUUUUCAGAACACCUGGCCAUCUCCUUUCGAUCCACCCCUUUGCGCUUUUCUCAUGAAGCAUUGAUUCCAUGUGAAAGUGGGUGACUUUCGCAGACCACCACUCUCUUUUUUGUUCGCGAAGGUUGAGAGUCUUUUUCUGUGAUUUCUUCAAGGGUAUUGUAUAGCAAUUACUGUCUGAAUCAAAUUUUAACGGUAAAUCCAACACACCCAAUUGGAAAUAGUGGUUUUGAACAAGUAUUUAUAGGGGAGGACUGAUAAACCACAUUGUCUGUUUGAUGAAUGGCCUCUUAGAGUUUGUCAUUGAACCAUUUGGAGGUUGUUUAUCAUACAGUACAUGGAUGUCCCAAGUGAAGAGUUCCAGGAUCCAGAUCAUCAGUCUUUUGGUUCAAAUACUGUGGGGUGCGUUUCAUGUACUACUUUCAAUAUCCUUGCACCGAUCUACAAGAGAUUAAGCAACAAGCGUUGUGAGAGUGAGUUCAGAGAGUUUUGGCUUCGUAGGAAUGAAAGCAUAUUGGAUAGGCUACUUCAUUUAAAAUCUUCGAUUAUAUGCUUGCAGGAAUUUUGGGUUGGUAAUGAAGACCUUGUAAGCAUGUAUGAGAAGCGACUUGGAGAUGCGGGCUAUGUCACUUAUAAACUUGCUCGGACUAAUAACCGUGGUGAUGGUUUGCUAACAGCAGUCAACAAAAACCAGUUCCGUGUUUUGAAUUCCAGAGAAUUUCUCUUCCAUGACAUUGCUGAUCGUGUGGCCCUGCUUUUACAUGUUGAGCUGCUUGUUUGUUUUCCUCAAAACCAAUCUGCAGAUGUAAAGAAGGAAGCUCUUAUUGUGAAUACACACUUAAUUUUUCCUCAUGACUCGAGCUAUUGCUUCCUCCGUUUACAACAGGUUUACAUGAUUUUACAAUAUAUUGAAUCAUAUUGUGAUGAACACCAACUACCAUCUGUACCUAUCAUCCUAUGUGGGGAUUGGAAUGGAAGCAACAAGGGACAUGUCUAUAAGUUUCUGUGCUCGCAAGGUUUUGUUUCAUCCUAUGACAUUGCUCACAAUUACAUGGACAUUGAUGAAGAUUCCCAUAAGUGGAUCAGUCACCGUAACCAUAGAGGAAAUGUAUGUGGAGUGGACUUUAUAUGGCUCCUCAAUCCUAACAAACAUCGGAAGCCACUUAAAGAAAGCUUUAUGGAAGCACUUCUUGGAAAUAUCACGAACCUACUGCUGAAAGCAUCGACAGGAAGUGUUGAUCCACUACAUUUUUUCGAAAUGGAUGGCAGUUACAUUACUUACUCUCAGUUCUGCCAAGCUCUUGCUAAGCUAGGGGUAUGUGGGAGUUCUCAUAGUGACCUAUGCAAUGAAGAUACAAAAAAAUUAUGGGAACAUCUAGAUACAGAUAGAAAUGGAGUCAUUGAUCUUUUGCAAUAUUCUAGGGCACAGAACCUGCAUCCUUCACUUCUACAGAAGGAAGACACUGAAGAAAAUGGGGGACAGAUAAAAGAAAUGUUUGACACUUCUACCUCUACAACUAUGAUUGGUUUCAAUGUCAAAAAUGCAAUGCUCUUCCCUCCAGAAGUUGAGAAAGGGAUGUGGCCUGAGAAUUAUUCACUAUCUGAUCAUGCACACUUAACUGUGGAGUUUUCCCUAGUGGAAAUGAACUGUACCUGAGCAGUUUUUUCCAUUCCAUGUGAAUAAAACAUAUUAGUUUUGGCACUCAGGUUACUUCAUGAUCAAAUUGGAGUCACAUUUUUUGUUGAUCUUAGAGCAUAUAAUGAUUUGCUAGCUUUUGAAUGCUCCCAUGGAGAUUCCAUGUAAACCUCAGCAUUGCUUGUAGCAUGAAUUGUAUCACAUUUAUUGCUUGGGAGA
Molecule: messenger RNA, 1917 nt
Organism: Vitis riparia (riverbank grape)
Lineage: Eukaryota; Viridiplantae; Streptophyta; Magnoliopsida; Vitales; Vitaceae
Exons: 10
Coding region: 400-1719 (439 amino acids)
Molecular function (GO): 3'-5'-RNA exonuclease activity
Source: RefSeq, a predicted model, not a curated record